Molecule: messenger RNA, 1573 nt
Organism: Saprolegnia diclina VS20
Lineage: Eukaryota; Oomycota; Saprolegniomycetes; Saprolegniales; Saprolegniaceae
Exons: 1
Coding region: 18-1490 (490 amino acids)
Source: RefSeq, a predicted model, not a curated record
GCAAUUAAUCGACCGGCAUGCGGUCGCGAGCCGCGCCCAUGUACGAGCCGGCGGUGCGGACGGGCCAUCUCCCGAGCCGGCGCGUCUUCCACGGAUCCCGCGACGUCAUCCUGGACCCGACGCGGUCCAUCGAGCUCCUCUCGCUCGGCAGCGCUGGUACUGGCGAGAUCAACCAAGUCGAGUUCCUCUACCUGCCGUCCGGUGAGAUCCUCGCGCAGACGCCGACCAAGCCAUCGUCAUCGCCGCCGCCAAUGGCCGCAUCAACGGCCACAUCACAUGUGCCCAUGCUGCUCGAGUCGGUCGACCGGUAUGACCAGGCGCGGUCGCCGUCGUCGUCGUAUGCGUCGACGCUGCGGCCACAGCAGCUCUCGCCUCGGUCGGCGAGCGCCAAGUCGUACAGCAGCCGAGCCUCGCAUCUCAAGACGCCGUACCAGCAGCGCAUUCUCGAGCUUGAGACGCUCCUCGAGCACGAGAAGAAGCGGUCGCUGCAGAAGAUGCGCCAACUCCUUGACGAGCAGGACAAGACACGCGAGCUCGAGAGCCAGGUCAGCGCGCUACAGAACCGAUGCCACGUGCUCGAAGGGGCGCUGGAGCGGCAGGACGCGCACGCGCGCGAGCUCCAAGAGGCCAACGAGACGUACGGAGCCCGGAUGGCGUCGCUUCUCGCAGACCAUGGUCGCCAGACGAGCCAGAUGGAAGCGCUUCAACACCAAAUCCAAACGCUCGCGGCGACGUCGCAAGCAGCAGCACCCGCGUUAGAGUUGCCCGCCGUCACGGCGCCACCGCCUCCACGACGCCUUACGGACCAAGCGAGCCAAACCGAGCCCGAGACGCCACCCAACUCGGAGCAACCACCGUCCUCCUCGCAUCAUCUUGCUCUCCUCGAAGCCAUCGGCGCGUGGAAGCAAUCACUGGACGAGUGGUGCGCGCAGCCGCCCUCCCCGCUCAAGGUCCGCCUCGAGGAUUUACUGCAGGACUUUCCGUCACUCUUGCUGCCAGCAUCAUCGUUGUCGAUAGCACCGGUCCCGUUCGAGGCGUCGGCGGUGUUGAAGCGGCAGCUGCAGCUCAUGGAGCGCGAGUGGCGACAGACGCACGCCAAGUACGUCGAGCUCAAGGAGCUCUGUGCGCGGCAGUGCGUCCGCGAAGCCGACUUGCAAAACUUUGUCAACGAGCACCGACUGCGCGGCAACUGCUCGCUCCAAGCCCCAUCCACCGCCGCCGCGUCGACGUUUGACGACACGCUCCAUGGCGACCAAGGUCGCAUGAAGGUCGUCAUCACACACAAAGCCGAAUCGGCCGUGCACGCCAAGCUCGACGCACUGCGCGUGAGGAAGGAGCAAGUGACGGUGCUGCCGUCCGCGCGCUUGGCCAAGAAGCACGAACGCAUAUCGACCCCAAAGGCGCUCAAGAAACCAAAGAAACAGCACCGUACCGAGAAGGCGCCGUCGACGGCCGGCCGCACGCCGUUGAGCCGACCGUGGGUUUGCUAAUAAGACGGUAGUACGAGGCCUGUGACGACCCGAUUUGUGUGUUGCGUUUUGGCGGACGACGCCAUCUUAACCCUCAAAGGUCU